Microtus oregoni (creeping vole) is the source of this 1150-nucleotide messenger RNA. RefSeq names its product programmed cell death 2 like (gene Pdcd2l). The transcript is spliced from 7 exons. Lineage: Eukaryota; Metazoa; Chordata; Mammalia; Rodentia; Cricetidae. The coding region runs from base 23 to 1108 and encodes 361 amino acids. Gene Ontology annotation, cellular component: cytoplasm. The record is from RefSeq and is a predicted model, not a curated record.
GUCACGUGGGUGCCCGGUAGUCAUGGCGGCCGCCCGGAAGCCAGUGCUGCUGGGACUUCGAGACACGGCGGUCCAGGGCUGCCCCAAGGGGCCCGCCGCCUGGACGGCUAGCAAGCUGGGCGGCGUCCCGGACGCCCUACCGGCCGUUACCGCUCCGGGGCCGCAGUGUGGCCGCUGCGCGCAGCCGCUCGCGCUCGUCGUGCAGGUGUACUGCCCGCUGGAAGGCUCUCCGUUCCACCGGCUGCUGCACGUGUUCGCCUGUGCCCGCCCCGGCUGCGGCGACGCCGGGACGCGCAGCUGGAAGGUGUUCCGCUCCCAGUGCCUGCAAGUGCCAGAGAAAGAGACUCGGACCGCCCAGACGCAGGGUAGCCUCCUGGCAGCUGAGCACUGGUGUGAAGGCUCGCAGGACUGGGGAAGCGACAACGAGGAGACGCCUCCACCAGCACCCACCGCGGAUUUGGGAACUGAAUUGAGUGGAGUCCGAGCUGCAGACUGGACUGCUGCGCAACUCCAAGCUCUGCACCUGCAGGACACUGCCCCGGCUGUGGGGGAAGGGCCGCCCGCCCAUACUGUCGUGCCACAGUUCCAGCCCUACUAUAUCUGUGUGGCCGAAGAGGACGACUACGGCAACUCUGUGGGUCUUGACCAUGCCCACAGUCUUCUACAGGACUACCAGCGGAGAGAAGGUGUGGACCUGGAACACCUGCUUUCCCUGUGUUCUUCUAGUGAUGGGGAUGAAAAAUAUGAGAAGACCAAUAUUAAAAAUGGAGAUCAAACGUUUUACAAGUUCAUGAAGAGAAUUGCAGCCUGCCAGGAACAGAUUCUGAGGUAUUCGUGGAGUGGAGAGCCUCUCUUUUUGGCCUGUCCCACACUGGAAGUCUCUGAGGUCCCAGCCUGCAGUGGCUGUGGAGGCCAGAGGACGUUUGAGUUUCAGCUUAUGCCAGCACUGGUCAGCAUGCUCAGCAGUCCUAACCUAGGUCUUGCUGUGGAGUUUGGAACAAUUCUCGUUUACACAUGUGAGCAAAGUUGCUGGCCUGCGAAUCAGAAGUCUCCCAUGGAAGAAUUCUGUAUUAUACAAGAAGACCCAGAUGAGUUUUUAUUUAAGUAGAAUACUUUGUCUUAUUUAUACAAAUUAAAACAAAUUUUCAUA